This is a messenger RNA of Nicotiana tabacum (common tobacco), 3961 nucleotides long. The record is from RefSeq and is a predicted model, not a curated record. Lineage: Eukaryota; Viridiplantae; Streptophyta; Magnoliopsida; Solanales; Solanaceae.
UAACGUUUUAUGGAGCUAUCAACGUUAUACUACUUUUCUUUCAAAAAUUAAUGAAUGAAGGAUAACAAUAAGUCUUAAAUAAAAGAAUAUGGGAAAUUGUAGAUAACUUUUAAAAGUUUGCUAGAGUUAGAGGUAUAUUUAAAUAUAAUUAUAGGGAUAAAUUUGGUUUCGGAGGUUAAAUUUAGUCGAAUAGUAUAAUAUUCUCUUCACAUUCUCAUUACCGCGCUUUUCAACAUUCUCAUUACCCCUCCACUCCCUGCAUAUUUGCCAUGAUCCAAUUUCACUAAUGAACUCUGUCAGCUGCCACCAACUAGAGCAGAAAUUCUCAGCUUUUGGGCGCAAAUUCAUCUCUUCCAUUGCCUUAGUUGAUGGCACAUCUAAUUUCUCAGACCAGCACCCUAUUCAGCUCCUCAAUGCACGCACCAACCCCAGAAAUAUUGUUCACUCAAAACCCGAAAUUGCGCAUUCCCAUCUCAUAAAGACCCAGAAUCUUGAAUCCAAUGUAUAUGCUGCAAACUCUUUGCUUGAUGCUUACUGUAAAUCAAGAAUGGACAAUGCGGCGAAGCUGCUUGAUGAAAUGCCUAACCCAAAUACAUUUUCCUGGAAUCUUAUGAUUUCAAAUUCUAAUAAAGCGUUAUUGUACGAGGAUGCUUGGAGGUUAUUUUGUAGGAUGCACAUGUUGGGGUUUGAUAUGAAUAUGUUUACAUAUGGUAGUGUUCUCUCUGCUUGUGGUGCUUUAACAUCUACAUUGUGGGGUGAGCAGGUUUAUGGGCUUGUGAUGAAAAAUGGGUUUUUCUCUGAUGGAUAUGUAAGAUGUGGGAUGAUUGAGUUGUUUUCAAGAAGUUGUAGGUUUCGUGAUGCUUUAAGGGUGUUUUAUGAUUGUUUGUGUGAUAAUGUGGUUUGUUGGAAUGCUAUUAUAGCAGGAGCGAUAAAAAAUAGGAUGUAUUGGGUUGGUUUGGAUAUUUUUAGCCGAAUGUGGGGUGGGUUUUUAAAGCCUAACGAAUUUACAAUUCCUAGUGUAUUGAAUGCUUGUGUUGCACUCUUGGAACUUCGGCUUGGCAAAACGGUUCAUGGAGCGGUGAUAAAAUGCGGCCUGGAAAAAGAUGUUUUCGUGGGGACUGCUAUUGUUGAUUUGUAUGCAAAAUGUGGGGUUAUGGAGGAAGCAUUUAAGGAAUUCAUGCAGAUGCCAGUCAGCAAUGUUGUUUCUUGGACUGCCAUGCUAAAUGGUUUCGUCCAGAAUGGUGAUCCUCUUUCUGCAGUUGGAAUCUUUGCGGAAAUGAGGAAUAAAGAGGUCGAGAUAAACAGCUACACUGUCACUAGUGUGCUUACUGCAUGUGCUAAUCCUGCUAUGGCAAAGGAAGCAAUCCAAAUCCAUUCUUGGAUCUAUAAGACUGGGUUUUAUCAGGAUCCAGUUGUUCAAAAUUCUUUGAUCAAUAUGUACUCGAAGAUAGGGGAAGUUUCCCUCUCUGAGGCAGUCUUUGCAGAGGCUGAAAAUCUGCAGCACCUAGGUUUAUGGUCUAACAUGAUUUCUGUUCUUGCCCAGAAUAGUAAUUCUGACAAGGUAAUUCAUCUAUUUCAAAGAAUAUUUCAGGAGGACUUGAAACCUGAUAAGUUCUGUUGUUCUAGUGUCUUGGGAGUUGUAGACUGUCUAGACUUGGGUAGACAGAUACAUAGCUACACUCUUAAAUCGGGUUUAAUCUCUAAUGUUAAUGUGAGCAGUUCUCUUUUCACAAUGUACUCGAAAUGUGGUAAUAUAGAGGAAUCAUAUAUCAUAUUUGAGCUGAUUGAGGAUAAGGAUAUUGUCUCAUGGGCCUCAAUGAUUGCUGGUCUUGUGGAACACGGUUUUUCAGAUAAAGCUGUUGAAUUGUUCAGAGAGAUGUCCGUGGAGGAAGUCACUCCUGACGAAAUGACAUUAACUGCUAUCCUUAACGCAUGUAGUUCUCUUCAGACCGUGAAAACUGGCAAAGAAAUUCAUGGCUUCAUUCUUCGGCAUGGUGUUGGUGAGCUCGGCAUUGCCAAUGGUGCCAUUGUGAAUAUGUAUACAAAGUGUAGUGAUCUAGUUUCGGCGAGAAGGUUCUUUGAUAUGUUACCCCUUAAAGAUAAGUUUUCUUGUACUUCCAUUGUCACCGGGUAUGCUCAAAGGGGUUAUGUGGAAGAUACGCUUCAGCUAUUCAAGCAAAUGCUGAUGGCUGAUUUAGAUAUUUGUUCCUUUACAAUUUCUUCCAUUCUUGGGGUUCUUGCUCUUUCUAACAGAUCUGGCAUUGGCAUCCAAGUGCAUGCAUAUUGUAUGAAAAUGGGAUCACAAUCAGAAGCAUCGACAGGAGGUUCACUGGUUAUGAUGUACUCAAAAUGUGGAAGUGUUGAUGAUUGCUGCAAAGCAUUUGAAGAAAUCUUGGCACCUGAUUUGGUGAGCUGGACUGCUAUGAUUGUAAGCUAUGCUCAAAAUGGAAAAGGGGGAGAUGCUUUGCAAGUUUAUGAGUUAAUGAGGAAUUCAGGAAUCACGCCUGAUUCAGUGACUUUUAUUGGUGUUCUUUCUGCUUGUAGCCAUGCUGGUUUGGUUGAAGAAGGGUAUUUCUUUCUAACUUCAAUGAUGAAAGACUACGGAAUUGAGCCUGGUUACCGUCAUUAUGCCUGUAUGGUGGAUCUUCUCGGUCGCUCUGGUAGAUUAACUGAGGCUGAGAGGAUCAUAAGUGAGAUGCCAAUGAAACCUGAUGCUUUGGUCUGGGGAACACUACUUGCUGCUUGUAAAGUGCAUGGCGACGUUGAGCUAGGAAAACUGGCAGCAAAAAAGAUCAUAGAGUUGGAGCCAAGUGAAGUUGGUGCAUAUAUCUCAUUGUCAAAUAUCUGGGCCAGUGUCGGCCAAUGGGAAGAAGUCUUGAAAAUAAGAAGUUCAAUGCAAGGAACUGGGAUAGCGAAGGAGCCCGGAUGGAGUUCUUUGUGAAAUACAUUCAGUACAAAUAAGUCUUUGCAUGUCGCUCUUUGCUGGUUAGCAUAUUUUUUGUCAAGGUGGAGAACUUUCAAAAUAACUGGGGGAGCUACUGACACGGAAAUAAAAUGGAUGAAGAUUUGUACUGUGCAUAUCCUUAGAGAUAUAGCAUCAUAUGUACCAAUCCUUGGACCUCUUCUACACGGUGUCCCUACCAUCCAGUUGGAUAAUUUACCAAAAUUUUGGUCAUAGGGUGUCGAACCUUCAGUUUGCCUCUCCUGGAAAGGUUUCCUUACAUCAUAUGCUGUAGUUUAGGAGUUGAGGAAGAAGAAAAUGUUUGACCACACUUACCAUUGGAUAUGUGGAGUGCAUAUCCAAUGGUGAGUCGGAUAUGUGGAGUAACCGACUCCCCCCCAACCCUCCACUUUUUCUUACGUAUUCCUCUUUCAAUCAUGCAAACUCCAGUUCAACCCAAAUGGCUAUCUUACUGGUGUGCAAGAGCGGAAGGUUGCAGCAAAGAGUAAUUGCCCUGCUUCUGGCAUAGUCCUAGCUAUGAGUUUCUCCUAGAGCUGAUACCCUGAGAGACUUUGGUGUUCCGCAUGGUCUCUAAACAGCCCUGUUCUCUCCUUUCAUCAUCUGUCUGCUCGCCCUAAAGUCAAAACCUAAGAAGAGUCUCCAUACCAAUGAUCACGGAACUGAAGCGAUCCUGGACUGGACAAUUUACUUUACUCAACUCAGAUGUCGCUCAUUAGUUUCUCUUGAGGACAGUACUGACAGAAGUUACAAGAAGAACAUUAGGGGAUGCCGAUCGUGGUAGUCGUUCUUGUGUACACACUCAAUUACAAGCAAGCUAGGUUCUGCUAUGGGACUCCUCACAGUCCAUGUCACUCCAUUAAAGCCCGUCUCAGUCCAGUAACUCUUAUGUACGCACAGCAGGGGCGGCCCGACGUAUUUUGGAGCCUAAAGCCAAACUUUAAUAAGGAGUCUUAUUGUUUUAAUUUUCUUUUUAUUAUUUGAAGUCAAUUUUUCUAGCUU